GGAAAAGUGUAAACAAACCACCUGUGCUUUUUGCAGCUUUUUGUCUCGUUCUUCAUGAGCUUUCUUAGUUUUCCUCUCUAUCCACCGAAAAUCGUGUGUGCUGAAAGUUCAAACAAAUUUUCAGUCUUUAUUCCUCUUAUCAAAGCCAAUAAUAACUACUUGAAGUGUGUUGAAUUUCGAUACUAUCCUCACUCUUUUUAUCACCCAAUCUUUAAGAAGCCUUGAAUCGAGAUAAGAUGGAGAAAACAUUCACCGUCAAAUCUGUCGAUGAAAUCAAACCCAUUUUUCGAGACAAUGAUAACACCAAGAAUAUCUUCCUGAUGUCCAGCAUUCCGUUUUGUUGCAAAACCGAACCAUGCAUCUUAGGCAUCGAUGAAGCUGGAAGAGGGCCCGUUCUGGGUCCCAUGAAUUAUGGAAUCUGUUUCUGCCCUAAAAGCAAAGAGGAAGUCUUGAAAACACUUGGUUGUGCUGAUUCUAAAAGUCUCACAGAUGAAAAGCGGCAGGUUAUUCUUGGAAAAAUGUGUGAAGAAACAGAAACUCUCGGUUGGAUGGUGGAAGCCAUUUCCCCUAAUAAUAUCUGUCGAAACAUGUUCCGAAGACAAAAGUAUUCCUUAAAUCAAGUGUCUCACGACUCGGCUAUUGGUUUGAUCAAAAAAGCACAAGCAAAUGGUGUAAAUGUGUGUGAAGUCUUUGUCGACACUGUUGGUCCACCGGAAAAGUAUCAGGAAAAAUUAUCCUGGUUAUUUCCAGAGCUAAAAAUAACGGUAUCGAAAAAAGCUGAUUCGCUCUAUCCAAUUGUCAGUGCAGCCAGUAUAGCUGCUAAGGUCACUAGAGAUUUUGCCAUUGAAGUUUGGAAUUUCACAGAAGAACUAUCAUCAGAAAAAAAGUACGGCAGUGGAUAUCCAAAUGAUCCUGAAACAAAAAAAUUUCUACAGACAAACAUUGACCCAGUUUUUGGCUUUCCUAAACUAGUUCGGUUCAGCUGGUCCACAGCAGAAAAAAUUCUAGUUUCCAGUGCAGUCCCAGUUCAAUGGGAAGAGGAAGAGGACGAGGCGAGUGGAAAACCGCUGAAGAACAAGUCAAUCACCUCAUUUUUCUCUCCAGGAGCCAAGAAGGCGAAACGAUCCAGACACGCCUUCUUCCAGCAGAGCAAACUAUCAGUAACCGAUUGCUUCAAAAUUUCCUGAGCCUUUUUUAUUUAGCUUUACAUUUUUGUGGUAUUCAUUAUUUGUGACUCUUAAAUUUUACCAUCUAAGACUCAAUGAAAUAUUAUUGAUCACAAAAUAAAUCAAACUGUACAUAUUUUUUAAUAAACAAUGAUAUUUAUGUUUGACAGGUAAUUAGGAACCAAACUGAAAUAGGUUAAGGAAUUCAUAGUUCAUUUUUUAAUUGAACCGUCUACAGUCAGAAAUUGUCUAACACAGUGAGGCAAGCGGUGGGGUUUAGAUAAUUGUAACUUUAGCUUGGCUGUGAUCACUGAGCUAAUAAAUAUUUUAUUGGGUUUGAGCUCUAUCCCGAGAAAAUCAGGAUGGCGAGAACUGCAGUUGUUUGUCAGUAUUGUACGCACUGAUUUACUUUAGUAUCAAUGCUGUGAUUUUUUUUUCAUCCGUUAAAAAUCAAUCUAUUUUUUGUGAUAAUAAAGAUCUUUCUAAAAUCUUA
Molecule: messenger RNA, 1659 nt
Organism: Bemisia tabaci
Lineage: Eukaryota; Metazoa; Arthropoda; Insecta; Hemiptera; Aleyrodidae
Product: ribonuclease H2 subunit A
Biological process (GO): DNA replication, removal of RNA primer; mismatch repair
Cellular component (GO): ribonuclease H2 complex
Molecular function (GO): RNA-DNA hybrid ribonuclease activity; RNA binding
Source: RefSeq, a predicted model, not a curated record